GACUUGCUGAACUAGUAUCCCCAAACAGUUAGUGUUGAGAGUCGAUCAAGAGCAGUUGUUCUACCAUUCUUCGUUUUUUAUUUGUAAUUUUCAAAAUGAUGAUCAAAUUGAUCGUGUUUGCGAGUUGUUUGCUGAUUUUGGUAUCCGGGCAUCGCCAUCACGAUGGGUGUCAUCAUGGUGAUCACCGGAACGGUCAUCAGCAUGGACAUGAUCACAGUCAUGGACACGGUCGCGGUCAUGGCCACGGACACGGCGGUCACAGUCACGGACAUGGACACCACCAUGGGCGACAUCACUGGCAUCGACAUGGACCGUUUGUGAAUUUUGAGGCGCACGAACCGAAUGGUUUGACAGUAUCCAUGGUUCAACGUAAUCCGAAUACGACGUUCUUUGGGAUUGAGCUAUACGUGAAUCGAGUGCCUGAGCCGUCGCAGCAAUGCGAUGUUUGCCACAACACUACGACGGUUACUUACGGAAAGUUCAUCGUUGAAGAUACAGAAGCUGUUGUGAAGAAAGGAGAUGCUCUGUACUAUUUUGUAUUGCUGGGAGAUAGCUCAAAUGUUACUCGUUCGCAUCUGCAGAAACUGUGGGUUACAGACUCAAUUGUCAACAAAUGCAAUUGCGAAACAACUUCAGCUGAUCCGGAUAUCGACAUUCGCUUUGGACAGCCCACAGAACUGCCAGAUCGCCGUCCAACCUUUGGCGUGAAGCCUACGUUUUCAGAAGGAGAUAUGCCUGAAGGGCCCACUUCUUUUGACGAUUCUCACUCAAAUGAAUUGGGCUUCGACGAAAACGUUCCGUUCGAAUGCGAUCUGGAUCCCAUCACCAACCUGUGUCGCACGGGGAAGAGCGAUAAACUUACGGCAUCAAACGAGGAUCUUCAGCGCGAAGUGGACACUUUGAAGGCGAUCGUCGAGCAUAUGAGAAAAUCUUGUGGUCCACGCGGUACCACCAAUGUUCUGCGUCUGCAGCGUCCAGGCUUGUCUACGGGCGAUAUAGAACAAAUGACCAGUACUGUCAAGGCAUCGUUCGGGCUUAGCCCGGAUAUGAAGAAGCUUACCCACAGGAUUGCGCGCGUUAUUCCGGACGAUCGGAUGUCUGGCGCUGUUCUUUUCGAAAUGGUCACUUACGUUGACAAGCAGAAAGUGUUGUAUCAUGUGCGAAUGCAUAAUUCGAACGACAUAAUUGACAAUGAUUUUCGGCAGUCAGGAAGGCCCGACCGCAGAGGUUGAAUGAAGCCGAUUUGUUUAUCUAGAUUAAGAUGGUGUUGAAAACAUGUGAAUGUAAUUUGAUAUUAAUAAACUGUUUUAUAAAUGUGA
This is a messenger RNA of Aedes albopictus (Asian tiger mosquito), 1319 nucleotides long. RefSeq lists its product as uncharacterized. Gene Ontology annotation, molecular function: carbohydrate binding. Lineage: Eukaryota; Metazoa; Arthropoda; Insecta; Diptera; Culicidae. The record is from RefSeq and is a predicted model, not a curated record. Bases 96 to 1232 code for a protein of 378 amino acids. The transcript is spliced from 2 exons.